This is a messenger RNA of Stegodyphus dumicola, 3257 nucleotides long. RefSeq names its product mitochondrial Rho GTPase (gene Miro). NCBI's taxonomy places the organism in Eukaryota, Metazoa, Arthropoda, Arachnida, Araneae, Eresidae. The record is from RefSeq and is a predicted model, not a curated record. Gene Ontology annotation, biological process: mitochondrion organization. Gene Ontology annotation, molecular function: calcium ion binding; GTP binding; GTPase activity. Gene Ontology annotation, cellular component: mitochondrial outer membrane.
CCAUGGGAAAAGUAAUGGCCGGUUCUGAGUAGCAGAGAAAGUUUCGUUUGUGAUAUAUACAUAAUAAAAUUCUCGAAAAUAUUUUAACGUGUAUUCGAAAGAGUUGUUUAGUUCUUUAAGUCUCUUAUGUGUAAAUAUGUUCUGUCUAUAAUGUGUAUUUUCUCCAUUUACAAAAUGAUCAUAUUAAAAAUUUUGAACUAUUUAUAUCAUACAUGAAAUAACAUUCACAAAUUGUUACAUGGUUGAAGAAAAGGUUUGAAACUGUCUUAAUUACUUCUCAGGUUAAGUCAUGGGUCCAAGAAAUGGAAGGAAAGAUGUUAGAAUUCUUCUAGUCGGAGAACCUGGUGUAGGUAAAACAUCCCUUAUCCUUUCCCUUGUAAGUGAAGAAUUUCCUGAAGAAGUACCUCCACGAGCUGAAGAAAUUACAAUUCCAGCUGAUGUUACUCCGGAGAAAGUACCUACAAAUAUAGUUGAUUACUCUGCUCAGGAACAAGGAGAAGAUUCUUUAAUCACUGAAAUACAUAAGGCUAAUGUCAUAUGUAUUGUGUAUGCCGUAGAUGAUGAUGAAACAAUAGAUAAGAUUACCUCUUACUGGUUGCCUUUCAUUCAAGAGCAACUUGGUGAAAAUCAUCAGAUCCCAAUAGUAUUAGUUGGAAAUAAAGUUGAUUUGGUUGAAUACAGUUCUCUUGAAAUAAUUCUUCCAAUAAUGAAUGAAUAUGCAGAAAUUGAAUCUUGUGUUGAAUGUUCAGCAAAAACCUUGAAAAAUAUUUCAGAAUUGUUUUAUUAUGCUCAGAAAGCUGUGCUUCAUCCUACUACACCUCUAUAUAUGACUGAAACUAGAGAUUUAACAGAAAAGUGUAAAAAGGCUCUAACUAGAAUUUUUAAAAUUUGUGAUUAUGAUAAUGAUGAAGUCUUAAGUGACUAUGAAUUAAAUCAGUUUCAAAGACGCUGCUUUAAUACUCCGCUCCAGCCACAUGCGCUAGAAGAUGUGAAAAAUCUGGUCCGGAAGAAUGUUGAUGAUGGUAUAAAAAAUGAUGGACUUACAUUAAGAGGUUUCCUUUUUUUGCACAUUUUAUUUAUUCAAAGAGGAAGGCAUGAGACUACUUGGGCUGUUUUAAGAAAAUUUGGUUAUGAUGAUAAUUUGCAGUUAAGCAAGGAUUAUCUUUGCCCAAGGUUAGUUGUUCCACCUGGUUGUACAACCGAAUUAAGCCAUCAAGGGUACCAUUUUCUGACUACUUUAUUUGAAAAAUAUGAUCAGGACAAAGAUGGUUGCUUAUCACCAUCUGAAGUCGCGGAUUUAUUCAGUACCUGCCCAGUAAUUGCUUGGGGACCAGAAAUAGUAAAUGUGGUACCCACAAAUGAAAGUGGAUGGAUAACUUUGCAAGGAUAUUUAGCCCAAUGGACAUUAAUUGCUGCCUUAGAUGUGUGCCGUUUGAUGGAAUUCCUAGCAUAUUUAGGUUACAUUUCUACCUCUGAUGAAAAUCAGCUGUCAGCUAUAAUCGUCACAAGAGAAAAGAGUUUGGACUUACAAAAAAGGCAAACCAGUAGAAAUGUUUUUCACUGCCAGGUUAUUGGUCCUCAAGGAGCUGGAAAAACAUCAUUUAUGCAAGGUUUUAUUGGCAAAAAUUUGCUUCUGCAAGCUUCGAUAAAUAAAGCUCAAUUAACACAGUAUACUAUAAGUUCCCUUCAAGUUUAUGGACAAGAAAAAUAUUUACUGUUACAUGAAGUGGACAUCUUUGGCAUGAAUGAUACACUUACUCCCCCAGAACUAUUCUGCGAUGUAGUUUGUCUUAUGUUUGAUGCAAGUCAUUCCCGUUCAUUUGAAUAUAUAGCACGGAUAUUUUUAAAAUAUUUUAGUGACAGCAAAGUGCCAGUUUUAAUAGUUGGCUCAAAAGCAGACUUACCAGCAGCUGUUCAAGAUUAUGCUCUUCAGCCUAUGUAUUUUUGCAGCAAGCACAAACUGCCCCCACUUCAACCAUUUACAGCCAGUGGAGUUAUCCGAAAAGAUGCCUAUGUAAAACUUGCUACUAUGGCAGCAUACCCUGUCUACAAACCUGCUUGGAAGCUGUUAUGUCAGUCCAGUCAUUUUAGGCAUUUACCUUUGGCACAAGAUUCUACUGUAUGGGUGAAAGCUGGCCUUGGGAUGGCUGCUGUUGCCUUGGUUAGCUUAUUUCUUGUAAAAAUUAUUAAAGCUGCUUCGGAAAACAGAUUGAUCAAUAUGUGUCUUUUUAAUUUAUGUGUGAAAUCAAGUAAGAGCAUUGUGAUAAUACGAGAACAUGAAAAGAAAAUGAUAUGGUUACAGUGACAUUAAUGAAAAUAGCACAAUUACUAUAAACAGAUUUAAUUGAAAAUAUGGAUAUAAAAAUAAAAAAAGGAUGAAUCAAAUAUUCCCAGCCUGCCAGUGUAUGUGUAGCUUUAGAGUAAAGAAAUGAUAAAAUCUGAAAGGUAGCAGUGUACAUAAUGUUUAGAUAGCCAUCAUCUUCAUUUCAUUGAAAUGAAUUUAGAUUGUAAAAUCCCAUUUCUCUCAUUCAGGAAUUAUAGACAUUGAAGUAGAAAUUGAUUGCAUUGUGAAUCAAAAUGGAGCCUGUAGUUGGAGUGGCAUAUUUCUUUUAAAAGAACUUGCAUUAUGUAAUAUAUUUUUUCAUUUAUGUUAGUUUCAAGAGAUCUGUAAUUAUAGUUGUACGUAAUGUUCAUAUUUUCUCAUGGUUCAUAUCAUGGAUAAUUGAGAAAAGCAUAAUAUUUUCUAGAAAUAAUUUAUAAUUUCUGACAUGUUAAGAGUAGGAUGCUAAAGAGCUUUUUAUAAGCAAACAUAUUACAAUUUUUCCAUUUCAUGUGUUUUGCUCUUGUGUGAUAUAAUGAAAUUCUUGUCAUUCAAAAGGUUUGGGGAUCAUAUUUGCUAUUAGAUCCCAAAAACUUUUGAUACAGUGUGUUAAUAAUGCUUUAAUAUUUUAUUCUGGAAUUUGUAAAAUUUGUAAAUCUUUUCCUGUUGUCUCAAAAAGAAUGUUACGUAUAGUUUCAGUUUUAUAAUCUAGGUAUCAUGUGCACAAUAGUUUCAGUUUUAUAAUCUAGGUAUCAUGUGCACAAUUUUUUAAGUUUUAUGUGAAGUAUUCUGGGGGAAAAGUGUAAAAUUUAAUUUGUCAGAACUACCUUUAAUCCAGAUGGUUUGACAAAAGUUUACAGAAAACUGCCUCCGAUCAAAAUACUUGUGAUGAAGUUAAUCUGUGCUUAAAAUGAAUAAAGAUUUUAUUGGUUCUGAA